GAGGAUACCCAUUUUUUAUAUUUAUCAAUGGCCACCAACCGAAUGCAGUAGUAGUAGUAGACGCCAAGCACCCAUCUCGUGAACAAUUCUGAUACUUUCUAUCUUUGAUUUUCAUCAGUGAUCAAGAAAGUUGAAAUUUUUAGUUUGAACAAAUUUUGGGUUUUUAGAAUGGUGAGCGCGAUUGAAGAUGAGGAGGUGUUGUCGACGACCCAGAUAGAGGGAAGAAUAAAUUCAGAGCUGAUGGAUGUGGAAAUGAAAAGAAUUCCUCCCUGGAAUAAACAGAUCACAUUUCGGGGAGUUAUUGCAAGUAUUUUAAUCGGAAUCAUAUACAGUGUGAUAUCGAUGAAGCUUAAUCUAACGACUGGGAUUGUUCCCAAUCUGAAUGUCUCUGCUGCUCUUCUUGCCUUUGUGUUCAUCCAGACAUGGACCAAGUUGCUUCAGAAGUUCGGUUUUAUGCCCACUCCUUUCACCCGUCAAGAGAAUACAAUCAUUCAGACAUGCGCUGUCGCAUGUUACAGUCUUUCUUUUGGAGGUGGGUUUAGUUCUUAUUUGCUGGGAUUGAACAAGAAGACAUAUGAGCAAGCUGGUGUUGAUACAGAGGGGAACACUCCGGGAAGUUAUAAGGAACCUAAUUUAGGUUGGAUGAUGCCUUUCCUCUUUGUUGUCAGUUUCGUUGGCCUCCUGGCUCUAGUUCCCUUCAGAAAGAUCAUGAUUAUAGACUACAAAUUGGCUUACCCAAGUGGAACUGCCACCGCUGUUCUUAUCAAUGGUUUUCACACCCAAAAAGGAGAUGAGAUGGCCAAGAAGCAAGUUAAGGGGUUUGGGAAAUUCUUCUGCUUCAGUUUUGCUUGGAACUUUUUCCAGUGGUUUUACACAGCUGGGGAAGGGUGUGGAUUCUCUAACUUCCCUACAUUCGGAUUGCAAGCUUUGAAGAAUUCGUUUUACUUUAAUUUCAGCACGACAUAUGUUGGGGCAGGGAUGAUCUGCCCACAUGUCGUGAACUUGUCUCUUCUUUUCGGAGCUGUUCUGUCUUGGGGAGUAAUGUGGCCAUUAAUUGGAGAGAAAAAGGGAGACUGGUUCCCUUCUUCUUUACCCACAAGCAGUAUGAAAAGCUUAAAUGGUUACAAAGUUUUCAUUUCUAUUUCUCUGAUCUUAGGAGAUGGUCUCUACAAUUUUAUCAAGAUACUGUUUUUCACUGGUAGGAGCAUGUGUGGAAAAUUGAAGAAGAGGAAUCUCAAGACAUUUCCAGUUGAAGCCGAAAAUACAUCGCGGACUGAUCUCCAGAGGAAUGAAGUAUUCACUAGGGAGGGAAUUCCAUUGUGGGUAUCCUGCAUAGGAUAUCUGAUCUUCUGGGUAAUUUCGAUUGUGGUGAUCCCACUAUUGUUCCCCGUCCUCAAAUGGUACUACGUUGCAAUCACUUACAUAAUCGCCCCUUCUCUAAGCUUCUGCAAUGCGUAUGGAACGGGUCUGACUGAUAUGAACAUGUCUUAUAAUUACGGGAAAGUUGCGCUCUUUGUUCUCGCGGCCAUUGUUGGUAAAGAGUCUGGUGGUGUGGUUGCUGGUCUCAUCGGAUGCGGUCUGAUUAAAUCGAUGGUCUCAAUUUCCUCUGAUUUGAUGCUUGAUUUGAAGACGGCUCAUCUGACCCUGACGUCUCCAAGAUCAAUGUUGAUUAGUCAAGCAAUCGGGACGAUCAUCGGCUGCAUUGUCGCCCCUUCGACGUUUUUCCUCUUCUACAAAGCUUUCGACAUUGGAAAUCCGGACGGUGAAUAUAAGGCACCUUACGCAAUUAUAUACAGGAACAUGGCGAUUUUGGGUGUGGAAGGUUUCUCUGCUCUGCCCGCCCACUGUUUGCAGCUCUGUUAUGGGUUCUUCGGAUUUGCGGUGUUGGCUAACUUGAUAAGGGACCUAGGACCCAUGAAAGUUCGGGGGUGGGUCCCGUUGCCGAUGGCCAUGGCGGUGCCUUUCCUUGUGGGGGCUUACUUUGCAAUCGACAUGUGCGUGGGGAGUUUAGUGGUGUUCAUUUUGAACAGGUUGAACAGGACGAAAGCGGCCUUGAUGGUUCCUGCAAUUGCUUCUGGACUGAUAUGUGGAGAUGGGUUGUGGAUCCUCCCUUCCUCUGUUCUUGCAUUGGCUGGCGUGAAGCCGCCAAUUUGCAUGAAAUUUUCAUCGGGAUGAAGGUCAAUAUGAUAUAGAAAGGGUUACAUGAUCGGUCAUUUAUUUAUAGAAGAAUAGGGAAGCUAGUUAGCUAGCUAGGAUUUGUGGUUCCUUCCACAGACUAAGAAGAAGAUAUAAGCUAACAAUUUAGAAAGGCAAUUCCAAUAAACUAAUGAGACUGAGAUAAUACUUCAUAAUACUAUAUAUUUUAUUUCUAUGUUUACAACACAUUAUGCAUUUGAGUUGGUGCAUUACAAUUUUAUUGA
Molecule: messenger RNA, 2420 nt
Organism: Impatiens glandulifera
Lineage: Eukaryota; Viridiplantae; Streptophyta; Magnoliopsida; Ericales; Balsaminaceae
Product: metal-nicotianamine transporter YSL3-like
Exons: 7
Coding region: 169-2175 (668 amino acids)
Biological process (GO): seed development; response to iron ion
Cellular component (GO): plasma membrane
Molecular function (GO): oligopeptide transmembrane transporter activity; iron-nicotianamine transmembrane transporter activity
Source: RefSeq, a predicted model, not a curated record